AUUCUUGAAGUUCUAUCAUACCCACUCACACUACCAGUCAAUUUGCUUGCUUGCCUCAUUUAGAUAUGUCAUAUCUCUAUAAGAAUUGUGUUCUUUUCAUUGGUUAAGGAUUUUGUAAAUUUCCAUUAAAAAAAAAUUCGGUUUAGGAAAAUCGACAAUAAGUUGAUGAAUGACAGGAUUAACCAAAUUGGCAAUAUGUUCAUUUUGUUAUGCUAUAGCUGGAAUCCAUUAUUUUAAUUUUUGGCCAUCUCUGCAGAUAUGGCCCUUGCAUUUGCUUUUUCAUUGCGCGUUGCGACUGGAGAGGGACUCCUUUGCAACAUAAAGCCUUUUAAUUCUAACCUGACUGCCACCAGAAAAUUGCCUAGUCACAAGAAGUUGUCAUGUUCAGCUACUCUAACCAUCGAGAGGACUCAGGCACCUGAGUUUGAGUUAGAGAACAAAAAACACAAUCUGUUGAACACUAUUCAGGACACACAAAGAGGUCUUGUUGCCACUCCCGAUCAACGCUCUGUAAUUGAGGAGGCUCUGGUGAGUGUGGAGGGAUACAACAUGGGUGAGCCGAUAGAUCUAGAAAAGUUGGAUGGAACAUGGCGCCUGCAGUAUACUUCUGCUCCUGACGUCCUCAUUCUUCUGGAAGCUGCUGCAAGGCUUCCAUUCUUUCAGGUUGGGCAGAUCUUCCAGAAAUUUGAAUGCCGGGAUAAAUCUGAUGGUGGGAUCAUCCGUAAUGUUGUUCGCUGGAGUGUUCCAACAUUGUUAGAGGAAGAAGAAGGUGCUACUCUGGUUGUUUCUGCAAAAUUUAAUGUUGUUUCUGUUCGGAAUAUCUACCUUCAGUUUGAAGAGAUUUCUGUUCAGGAUAUAAACAUCAGUGAGGAGCUGCAAGCUAUAAUAGCUCCAGCAAUACUGCCACGGUCAUUUUUAAGUUUACAGAUUUUGCAAUUUCUGCGCACAUUUAAAGCUCAAAUUCCUGUGACAAAUCCAAAUCCAGGGAGGCAAUCAGUUGGAGGAUUAUAUUACCUUUCCUACCUGGACAGAAAUAUGCUUUUAGGUCGUGCAGUUGGAGGUGGAGGCAUGUUUGUUUUCACCAAAGCUCAACCCCUUUACUUGUGAGGCACAAAACAACUUUGAUUAUUUGAUUAAUCGCUUACACCUACCAACACUUUUGUACGCCCAAAAAACCUUGAUUUAAGAAGUAAGAAAGACCGGGAACAGAGGUUCGUGGAUUCAAGGAAUUGAAGCAAAUACUUUUCACUGUA
Pistacia vera is the source of this 1253-nucleotide messenger RNA. Its product is annotated as probable plastid-lipid-associated protein 10, chloroplastic. Lineage: Eukaryota; Viridiplantae; Streptophyta; Magnoliopsida; Sapindales; Anacardiaceae. The record is from RefSeq and is a predicted model, not a curated record. The transcript is spliced from 8 exons. Bases 259 to 1107 code for a protein of 282 amino acids.